Lactuca saligna is the source of this 432-nucleotide messenger RNA. The record is from the annotation of a GenBank genome assembly. Lineage: Eukaryota; Viridiplantae; Streptophyta; Magnoliopsida; Asterales; Asteraceae.
AUGUUGGUAACGAGGAGGAACCACCUAUUCGCAAUGAGGAAGAACAUGUUCAGAAUGAAGAUGUCACAUCUGACCCUAAGGUUUUACAACGUCUCAUAUCUCACCGUCCAUUUUCCCAUUUCGUCAAGACAAUCCAGAUACACUUUUAGUCCAUUCACCAUUAGGACUGAGAGUGAUGACGAAGCUCCAGUAACGAAAGGGCAAAUAAAAGCCAUCCAUGAAAAGCUUGAUUCUUUGCUUCAGGCUUCAAACCCUUCCUCCUCUGAUGACUACUCUCAAGCUGCAGUCAAGUCCAUUCUUGUAACCCUCACCAAAGAGCACUCAUCAAAUCUUGAGAAGAUGAACAAAGUUGUGGAUGCCUCUGCUACAAUCUACAACGAAAUGACCGAAAAAGUUGAUAAUCUAGUUUCUGAUAUCAUAUUGUUGAGCUAA